AAUCCACCAGGACGCUGAUAAGCUAGUGCAGGCUCAAACAGGUAAGAUGGCUGUCGGAUCUAGGACGGUCGUCAUAUCUCUUGCUGGUGCGGCAUUACUUGCUGUUGUAGUUCUAUAUAUUACCCAGGAUCAGAUCGGAUACACAAAGAACACCAUCAUGCGGAUGAUUUCAAGUGAAGUGUCUACACAGAUGAAAGGCGCUGUGGAGCACCUUAAUGAGAACAAGGAUCCUUUAAAGAUUACAGAGUGGUGGCAGGCUUCUUCCCUCUUAAAGUGGGACUGGGAGAAACCCCCGGAGUACACAUGCAGUAAGAUUGAGAAGAAGGGCAACUGGCACAUAUGUAACGAUAAAACCUUUGAGGUCAAACCACCGUGUCUUGUCUAUUCCUUUGGGAUUUGGACUGACUGGUCUUUUGAUGAUGCAAUGGGAACCGUAGAUUGUGAAGUUCAUUCUUUUGAUCCGAGUAUUGGAAAGACGUCGUUCAACAGAAGCAAGAAUGUCCACUUCCAUGACCUGGGCCUCUCUGGGAAUGACAGCGAUACAUAUGUUCCUACUAAGGACAUAUACGUCAAAACGACAACAACUUGGAAAAUCAGACGCCUCAAGACUAUCAUGGAGAUGCUUGGUCAUACAAAUAGACACCUUGAUGUUCUGAAGAUUGACAUAGAAACAAGCGAAUGGCCGGCGGUGAAGGACAUUGCGGCAUCUGGACUUUUCUCCAAAGUCAGACAGUUUGGUGUGGAGUGGCAUCUCUUUCCGACAUAUCCUAACAAAUCUGAAUACUUAGGCUUUUAUGCAGGCGUCAUGGCCAUGAAGAAGCAGGGAUUACGGACAUUCAGAGCUGAUUUCCAUAACAGAAACUACGCAGAAAAGACGUUCCGUUUCCAGGCAGAUGUUAACUAUGUUAAUAUAUUGUAUAAAGGCACUUAACACUGUAUUGUGUUCGAAAGACACACACGUGUGUGUGUGUGUGUGUGUGUGUGUGUGUGUGUGUUUGAGUAGUAUAUAUACUGAACAGCAAAA
Messenger RNA from Haliotis rubra (blacklip abalone), 1024 nucleotides. Its product is annotated as probable methyltransferase-like protein 24. The transcript is spliced from 6 exons. The record is from RefSeq and is a predicted model, not a curated record. NCBI's taxonomy places the organism in Eukaryota, Metazoa, Mollusca, Gastropoda, Lepetellida, Haliotidae. The coding region runs from base 47 to 931 and encodes 294 amino acids.